GCGCCCGAGCCCGACGGCUGCCCCGUGUGCGUGUGGCGGCAGCACAGCCGCGAGCUGCGCCUGGAGAGCAUCAAGUCGCAGAUCCUGAGCAAACUGAGGCUCAAGGAGGCGCCCAACAUUAGCCGCGAGGUGGUGAAGCAGCUGCUGCCCAAGGCGCCGCCGCUGCAGCAGAUCCUGGACCUGCACGACUUCCAGGGCGACGCGCUGCAGCCCGAAGACUUCCUGGAGGAGGACGAGUACCACGCCACUACCGAAACUGUCAUUAGCAUGGCCCAGGAGACGGACCCUGCGGUGCAGACAGAUGGCAGCCCUCUCUGCUGCCAUUUCCACUUCAGCCCCAAGGUGAUGUUCACAAAGGUACUGAAGGCCCAGCUGUGGGUGUAUCUACGGCCUGUGCCCCGCCCAGCCACAGUCUACUUGCAGAUCUUGCGACUGAAACCCCUAACUGGGGAAGGGACUGCUGGGGGAGGGGGCGGAGGCCGGCGUCACAUCCGGAUCCGCUCACUCAAGAUUGAGCUGCACUCCCGCUCAGGCCACUGGCAGAGCAUCGACUUCAAGCAAGUGCUACACAGCUGGUUCCGCCAGCCACAGAGCAAUUGGGGCAUCGAGAUCAACGCCUUUGAUCCCAGUGGCACAGACCUGGCUGUCACCUCCCUGGGGCCGGGAGCUGAGGGGCUGCAUCCUUUCAUGGAGCUUCGAGUCCUAGAGAACACAAAACGGUCCCGGCGGAACUUGGGCCUGGACUGCGAUGAGCACUCGAGUGAGUCCCGCUGCUGCCGAUACCCUCUCACAGUGGACUUUGAGGCUUUCGGCUGGGACUGGAUCAUCGCACCUAAACGCUACAAGGCCAACUACUGCUCCGGCCAGUGCGAGUACAUGUUCAUGCAAAAGUAUCCGCACACCCACUUGGUGCAGCAGGCUAAUCCAAGAGGCUCUGCUGGGCCCUGCUGUACCCCCACCAAGAUGUCCCCAAUCAACAUGCUCUACUUCAAUGACAAGCAGCAGAUUAUCUACGGCAAGAUCCCUGGCAUGGUGGUGGAUCGCUGUGGCUGCUCCUAAGGUGGGGUAUAGAGGAUACCUCCCCCACAGACCCUACCCCUAGAUCCCCAGCCCUGACCCCCAUCCCCCAGGCCCUAAAGCUCUCUCCACCUCUUCCCAUGAACAUCACACCUUGUUCCCUGCCCAAGCAGUGUGCAAUACAACAAGAGGGAGGCAGGUGGGGAUUGAGGGGUGAGGGGUUUGGGGCAGGGGAAGAGGGGGCAUGGUCAGGUGGGGAGUGUUUGAAGUUUGCAGGUGAGAAGGUUUGGCAAGACGACAGAGAGGCAUAGAGACAGGCAGAGCAGAGGGCUAGAGACAGGAACACUAAGAGCAGCAGUGAGAAGGCAAAGGGAUAGAGAGGCAGAAGAGACAGACUAGGCAGAGAUAAACAAUAAGAAAGAGACCGAAAUGGAGUAAUAAGAAAGCCCUACACCAAGCCUCCUUUAUUAGCAAGGUGAGGAGCUUGAUAUGGUUUGGGGAGACCCCCUGACUACCAUUUUCAGUAGGAGAGGAAAUCAAAAAUCCAUUCUUAGCUUCUUCCCUUUCUCUCUCCAGCAGUUGCCGGGGGAAGGGCAGUGAGGGCAGGGGCAAAAGCGAGUUUUGGAAUUUUAUUUAUUUAUUUAUUGUAACUUUUCAUUUUUUGGUAUUUGGCUUUACUGAAAUAGAAGGGCCCCUGCCCACUGUGCCCCAUUUGUCCCUUAUUUCCCAAACCCUGUUCUCCCUCGAUACCCACCUACUUAAGCACUUGUAUAAAGCCUCCAGGGUUGGGAAUGGGAGUAGAGGGCAAGAGGGCUGACAUUAUGGUGAAGUUUCCAACCCAUAAUCACCCUAUUUAACCUUCCUGAGCCAAAUGGGUUGAAUUGAAUUCCAGUGGUCUUGGAAAUAAUAAGAGGUUAGGGUUUAAGAGCUGGGGGUGGGGGUGGGGGUGGGGAGUGGAGAGGCCUCAACAUCCAGGAUCUAUUUGAGAGCCACUAAACUUACCCUCAGGAUCUAUUUGAGAGCCACUAAACAGUACCAGUCAUAGUACUGAGUUAUUUGGCCAGAGGGUGUGGCUUGCUUAUGCCCAAAUUCCCCCCAGCCAAGAGAGAGACCAAAGAGCCUGUGGAAUGCCCUGCUCCCAGCCUCUAUCUUCAGGUCAAUAAUAAUAAUAAAAAAAAAAGAGUAUAGAGAUCCCAAAUUCCCUGGGUCUGGGAAGGGUUAGGAGGGGUCAAGAAAGUAGUAGUAAAAUCCAAAUCACUACUCUGGGCUAGGGAAUACAGCCAGGAAACCAAGGUGGAAGGGAUUCUGGAAGGGGGACAUUUUAGUCCCCCAACCCCAAAGCUCAGGGUGGAAGGGGGGAGAACAAGGGAGCAGAGUGUCUAUAAUUAUUUUUAUGUUUUAUUUUUGGAAUCUAGCAGUAACUGGCAGCAAGGAGGGUACAAUACAGUGGGGAAAGGCAUCUGACAGGGCCAGUUAGAGCAGAGGAUAGGAAGGAUAGACUCCCUGGUUUGGAAGGCUAGGAAGCAGGCAGGGACUGAUUGCCACUCCAAGUCACUAGCUGGGCCUAUUCAUUUCUCCCACAAUCCUGACCCACCCCUCCUCUGGACUCACUGUGCCUCAGUUUCUUCCCCUCGAUGGAAUGAGAAAUAACAGCACCCGCCACAGCCAAGAGAUGAAUUCUGAGCACUUACCACGGGCACUUUAUGGACAUAAAAUACCUCUCGCUGUGGGACAGAUAACCAGGGCACCAGAGUAGUGGUGAAGAGAUGUGAGGCUUAGAGGAGUCGCAGGCUUCAGAAUACAAGUUCCCCUCGGCCUCCCAGCUGGACAGUGCCUGAAGCCAAGGAACUGAGAAUCUCCUGAUCCACACCCUAUCCAUACCUCACCACCUCUUGGCUCCAGGCAAGAGCCUAGAGGAUCAGGAGAGGAGAGGGAAAAAACCUUCAGCAAAAUUGUUACUCUAAGUAGACAGAGCCAGCAGUUAUGGGUCUGAUGCAAACAGUACUGAACUAAAGUAAAGCCUGAGCUGGAGAGCUGACCAGGAAGGCUUGUUCUUCCCAAGAGCAUGACUCUCCUGCCUGACCCAGCCAGUGGAAGGGGCAAAGGUAUGUGACCACCCUUGAGAAGGUGAUGCUUGUGAUCUUUAGCAUCUUAUUCCCAUUCCCAUAGUGAGAAAGUGAGAUGAGGUGUUUCGGUACAGGAAUGGGCAGGGGCUACUGAAGCAUUUCAACUUGCCUCCUCCCAUAAAGCAGCUAAGCUAACCCCCAGCCUCUCCUCUCUGACCCUGUUCUUCAUCCUUCCUUCUGCCCCAGUCUUGGAAAACUAUCAACACCAUUCACAUUUUCUUAGUGGAAGGAAAGGAACAGGAAAGUGAAGAACAGAAGAUGCCUUCUCCAAGGUCAAAUUUGUGUCUUUUGAUCUUGGCACAGGGUGGAGAUUGGGCAAUAGGAAUCAGGUGACUUCCCUCUACAAAUUCUAGAGAGCUGGGGCAUUACACUUGGGGAUACUUAGACUAUGCCCCUUUAAUACCACCAAAUAAAGACCUUUGGGAGAGGGUCUUUCUUUUAUGAACAUAAAUCUAUGAGUUGAAGUCUCCUUUCCCUGGUCCUCCCCACCCCCAAAGAGGUAUGGGGGCAUAGCCCAGUGAUCUAGUGGGAACUAGUACCCCCCUCCCACCUUAUGCGUGUGGACCUCGCCAGUGCCCUCCGAUCAUAAUUAGUGUAAUUAUUAUUUACUUUGUGUAUAUGUUACACUGUGCGUGAUUGCCUUUGUUUGUUAAGGGUGUCUGAGGAGUAUGGGGCUGAUGGGCACUGGAAUACCAGGAAAGGACUUCUUCACUGAGAUCAAGGAUUCCUGGAGGGAACUAAUGCAAAAAGGCCAUCAGGCAGUUUUCAAGUUAUGUGACAGAGGGCAAAGAUGGCCAUUGGGUGCUCUGAGUUUUGGGAUGGUCACAUGACACAAUCCAGCACUUGAACCUGAAAAAAGAAAAAUAAAAGCAGUCAAAGAGUUUAGAA
Pteropus alecto (black flying fox) is the source of this 4031-nucleotide messenger RNA. RefSeq names its product growth differentiation factor 11 (gene GDF11). Gene Ontology annotation, biological process: SMAD protein signal transduction. The record is from RefSeq and is a predicted model, not a curated record. Gene Ontology annotation, cellular component: extracellular region. Gene Ontology annotation, molecular function: cytokine activity; growth factor activity. The annotation marks the transcript as partial. The transcript has 3 exons. Lineage: Eukaryota; Metazoa; Chordata; Mammalia; Chiroptera; Pteropodidae.